This is a messenger RNA of Nelumbo nucifera (sacred lotus), 3405 nucleotides long. NCBI's taxonomy places the organism in Eukaryota, Viridiplantae, Streptophyta, Magnoliopsida, Proteales, Nelumbonaceae. The record is from RefSeq and is a predicted model, not a curated record.
CCUUUGGCACCGACACUGACAUCUUAGGCAUUGGCAUCCAAAGGUAGAUAUGGAUGUUUAGGCAACGACUUAUCGAUCUAUAAGCAUAAUUUCUAUACUCUCAGCUCUGGUUUUCUCUUAGAAAUCAUCAUUCACCAAAACCAAUCAUUGCCGAUCCAGAUUGUUCCUAUGCAUGGAGGCGGUUGUGGUUAGCGAGCUUGGUGUGCCUAUUGAGGCAUUUCAAAGGGAGAAUAGUAUGGAAGAACUUCUGGGUGGCAUAACAUAUAAGUCUCGAUUUUUUUUCCAGGGUUGUAGGAAUUGGAUGAGAUGAAGAAACGGUUGAUGGAGAUGGAAGAAGAAGUAGCUGCUCUUCGUGAGAUGCAGGUUAAAGUUGAAAGGGGCCACCGGCAGAACCACCUAUGUUCUUAUCCGUCCCAGUUCAAUCAGUCCUUCCAAGGCCAAACUCAUCGAAGCUUUCCGAGACGAAGGAGCCAUCAUCCUACACGGUACCAUGGAUGACCGUGAUUUAAUGGAGAAGAUAUUAAAAGAUCACAAAAUUGAUGUGGUGAUAUCAGCUAUAGGAGGGAAGUGCAUCUAAGGCCAGCUCACCCUCAUUGAUGCCAUUAGCUUCGUCAGAACUGCUAAGAGAUUUUUGCCAUAUGAGUUCGGGCAUGACGUAGAUAAGCUGUUAACAGUGAAUAAGCGAGACAAAUCGGAGCUCCUUCAGUUUUCUUUUAAGGGAUCACCUUCCUCUUCUUUGCAAGUCCAGCCUGCAAGAAGAAGUUCAAGAGUAGGACCAACAACAUCGGGCAAACGUCUCUUAUCGUGUCAGCAUCUCAAUACCCACCAAGCACCUCAUUGUGCUCAUCACCUUCUGGAUCUUCAGUUCAUUUCCUUUCUCUUUGUUUGUUCUAAUUGGAAAAGGAGAUACCAUUGUCGAGGCAUCCUCUCCGCUUGGUCACGCCCGUCACUCACCUUGGAAGCAUCUGGGUGCACUUGGUGAGGCGUUUCGAAGGGGCAAACGGGGUUAAAUGAACCAGGAAACAUGGCCCGGUGAUGAGUUAAUCGGUUCAACCACCCGAUUCAACUGAGGUUGGAAAACGUUGACGACAAGAGCUCGUUGUCCAUUCUGAAGCAGUCUUCGAAGGUGUCGCGAUUUCAGGUGAACCCGCAGGACUGUUAUGCGAGUUCGAUCCGGAGUACCGUAGAAUCCUUGACGUUAUCUGUAAUUCCAAUGUACUGAUUACUGAACUCAUCAAAUUUCUACUCCCACAUGGUAGCUCUCACUAUGCUAUACAGAAAAUGCAGGAUUUCUCUGAAUCUGAAAAGGUCUGCGUUUCUGCAAAAAAUGCUGAAGCGUCUAUUGCCGCCGUGGAGAAGAUAGGGUUCAAAAUCGGGCAAAGAGUUCACAGCGUCGGUGAUUAUCGGAGAAUUGGGAUGGUGAUGUACAUCGGACCCGUUGAAGGCUAUUCGGGGAUCUGGGUCGGUGUUGAUUGGGAUAAUGGAGAAGGAAAACACGAUGGGUCCAUUAAUGGAGUUCGGUAUUUCCAGGCGAAAGGCGAGAAAUCGGCUUCCUUCGUCCGGCCCCAGAACUUGAGCGGAGGUAUCUCAUUUGUAGAGGCACUUGAACUCCGAUACCGAGGCAAUUCCACCAAGGAAGAGGAGGAUGAAAUGUAUGUACUUUCAGAAAGAAACAAGCGAGUAGCUAUAGAACUUGUUGGAAAAAAUAAAGUUCAAGACAAGUUAAGUAGAUUUGAAGAAUUGAAAGGUGCAUCACUGUCUUAUUUAGGUGUUAGUUCAACUGGUCCCCCAGGUCAGAUCAGCGCCAUAGUUCCAAAUAUGAAGGAGCUUGAUUUGACUGGAAAUUUGCUUUCAGAAUGGAAAGAUGUCGGUUCCAUCUGUGAAGAAUUGCCAACACUAGAAGUUCUCAAUUUAACUAACAAUUCUAUGAUGCAUGAUAUUAAUGGGCUUCCAAUGCUGAAAAGUAUCCAUAUUUUGGUUCUGAACAAUUGUGGUAUAACAUGGGCACAGGUUGAGAUACUUAAACAAUCACUCCCUGCAAUUGAGGAGCUUCAUUUAAUGGGAAAUAAAUUGAGGACAUUAAUGCCUGCAUCUUCUAAUUAUGUUCAAGGGUUCAACUCCUUGCGUCUUUUAAAUUUGGAAGAUAAUUUUAUUGAUACAUGGGAUGAAAUUCUAAAGCUUUCUCGACUAAAAAGAUUGGAGCAGCUUCAUUUGAACAAGAACAACUUGAAAAACAUCUUUUAUCCUGAUUAUGAUCCAAGGCAAGAUUUGCAGGAUGGUAAUGAAGCAUUGGAGAAGUGCUAUAAGCCCUUUGAGAAUUUGCAGUGUCUUCUUCUAGGAGGUAACAUGAUUGAAAAUCUGUCCUCGGUGGAUUCUUUGAAUUCCUUCCCCAAUUUGAUGGACAUAAGGCUUUCUGACAAUCCAAUAGCCGAUCCAGGAAAAGGUGGUAUCCCAAGAUUUUUUCUAAUAGCUCGUUUAGCAAGAGUUCAGAUACUAAAUGGGAGUGAGGUAAGCCCUCGUGAGAGGAAGGAGUCUGAGAUCAGGUAUGUUCGCUUUGUUAUGACUAAGAUGGAAGGGAAUAUAGAAGAGAUUAAGAGGCUGCAUCCAAGAUUUGCAGAGCUCAAAGAACUACAUGGAAUUGAAGAUGAGAAGCCAUUGGCUGCUGCUGGAGGCCCCCAAAAAAUGGCUUCUGGGCUUCUCUCUGUCACUCUGAAGUGUGUCGGAGCAUCUAUUGGAGAAAAGCAAUCUCUUUCAAAGAAAUUACCUGCCACCACAACGGUUGGGAGGCUAAAGGUUCUGUGUGAGAGCUUCUUUCAUUUGAAGUCCAUCAAGAUGAAAUUGUUUCUUCAAGAAGAGGGUUCCCCCUUGCCACUGUUGCUUGAUGAUGAAAUGGCUUCACUGAUGGACUUUGGAGUUGGCAGUGAAGCAACAAUUCUGGUGGACGAAGAGAGUUAAUCACUUGAAUCUGGAUUAUUUGUUUUGUGUAUGCUUACGUGGAAGUGAUUGGCUUGGGUGUUUUCUGGUUGUAGAUUCUGUUACAGUUCAGGUUAUGGCUAUCACUCAACUCUAGAUACCUAGGGAUGGGUUUAUAGGCCAUUCAUGUUUUUAAAGGGCCAUUGGUUGGUGUAAUAGUUAUACCUUGGGCAGACAAGCAUGAAAACAUGAGCUCAGAGCGACGACUUUGUGCAAAAACUGCCAAAGGUGAGGUAAUGUCCAGUCAAGACCCUGGAUGGGGCCAACAUCAUAUAAUGGCCCUUCACAUGAUUCAUGUAUUUGAUGGAUACUUAGAAAAUGCAUUGGAGUAGAUUUCACUUUGAGAAUAUAAUUUUGCUGUGCUGAUGGAUGAGACUCUGCAGAAGAGUGUGCAAACUAUGCAUUCAAUUUAUAUCCAUUGGGUUUCCUUGA